This is a messenger RNA of Mya arenaria, 4853 nucleotides long. Its product is annotated as receptor-type tyrosine-protein phosphatase alpha-like. Gene Ontology annotation, molecular function: protein tyrosine phosphatase activity. The record is from RefSeq and is a predicted model, not a curated record. The transcript is spliced from 21 exons. Gene Ontology annotation, biological process: protein dephosphorylation. Bases 1266 to 4028 code for a protein of 920 amino acids. Lineage: Eukaryota; Metazoa; Mollusca; Bivalvia; Myida; Myidae.
GUAUUUGGAUGGAUUUGGCCGACAAAUUACAUUUCCGCAAUAUAAGACCGGGAGUAAUUAGAUGUUUAAUCAUCAAAUGCGGUACAUGAAAGUAAACCUCUGUCCAAAUCCAAAUAGUAGCUGCAAAAACUUUCAAUCAUUGUGUCAUUGUUAAUAAUCACUAAAGCGUAUCGUUUACCAUACCAGUAUGUAGGAUCAAUGAAUUGCCACUCGCAUCAUAAAUGAUAUACUACGCUGUAACGAUCUUCCUGGUUUGAAUAAAACAUUGUGGACAUAUGAAUUAUACAAAGUUUGUUAAGUUUAAAGCUGAAUAAUGGAGAUAAAGGCUCAAAACGUUCUUUUGAAAAUAGUAUUGUUCGUGUCCUUCGGAUUUUAUCUGUGCGGUGGUACCCAAUGUCACUCCAAUUGCACUGACUGUGACACCAUUGCGUCGUCUGGAUUAUGCCGUAAGUGCCAAGACGGCUUUUAUCCACAAGUGUCUAAUUGUCUUCCUUGUACUUAUCCAAAUUGCAGAACAUGUUCUAAUCCGUUAAAUUGUGACUCAUGCAAAGACGGGUUUUGGGGUGAAACCUGUAUUGCAACAUGUGCAGAAGGGUGUGUUGAUGGAACAUGCAAUACUUCUAAUGGUUUUUGUUCUUGUCUUAUGAACUUUUACGGAAAUAAAUGCGAUGGAAAUUGUUCAGACAAUUGCCUACCUUCUACUUGCUUUGGUGAUAAUGGUAAUUGUGUAUGUAUACAAGGAUAUUUUGGGGCAUCGUGUCGCUCACAAUGUGGCGAAUAUUGCGCCGAUUGUAAAAAUGUCACUUCAUGCUCAUUGUGUGAAACAGGAAAGUUCGGUAGUUUGUGUCAAUCCUUUUGUCAAUGCGGUGGCAAUGCAUGUGAUAUUGUGACCGGAAUGUGUCUCUCUUGUGAAACAGACUGUUUGUCUUGCAAUGAUAACGUGUGCUCUUCAUGCGUAAGCGGAAAAUAUGGCCGUCGAUGUGAGCAUACGUGCUCGACUACUUGCAAUGAUGGGUGUGACAUUCAAGGGAAUUGUCAGUCGUGUGUGUUAGGGUAUUAUGGCCAUCAAUGUGAAUUUGGAUGUAAUUGCAUGUUCGGCUGCGAUCGACUUCAAGGCCACUGUUUGAAUAAAGCUUGUCCAAUAAACUGUAAUGGUACCUGUGAUGAUUCAUCACAGACAUGCUAUUCAUGUAAUCGUGGUUAUCACGGACAAUUUUGCAACUUAACUUGCCCCGGUAAAUGUGCUGACUCACUUUGUUAUACAAAUGGUAGCUGCUUGUCCUGUGAAUUGGGAUAUUACGGUAACAGUUGCAACAUGGAAUGUAAACAGAUGUGUGAAAGUAAUAAAUGUCGUCAAAAUGAUGGAUUAUGCGAGGUCUGCCCUGCGAACUGUGUAUCAUGUGAGUCCAACGGCACUUGUACCCGUUGCAAAGAAUCGAAAUAUGGAGAAAUCUGCCAUUUAUCUUGCAACGACGAGUGUACAGAUAAAAUGUGCAAUAUCAAAGGUGUAUGUUUUCAAUUGUUCUUCGGUAUCUGCUUUUGGUAGUUACUGCAAUUUAACAUGCAAUUAUGAAUGUAAUUCGUCUUCUUGUGAUAGAACUACAGGUGCUUGUAAUAGCUGUAAAAAUAACUCGGUGUUUGGAAUGUUUUGUAAUGAAACAUGUAGUCCGUUUUGUCUUGGUAAAGAAUGUAAACGAGAGAAUGGCGUUUGCUUAAACGGAUGCAGAGAUGGUUACUUUGGAACUAAAUGUGAUCAGGAAUGUUCUCACGGAUGCCAAAAUGGUUCAGGAACAAUAUGUGAUCUAGAAGGUGCAUGUCUGGGCGGAUGCACUGAAGGAUUCGUUGGCAAAAGAUGCACAUCAGAAAAUAUAAAGAUAAAGACUGAACGAUUAAAUACAGAAACAAGAACAGAUGAGCUAUUGAGUACUUCAGCUACUUCAAAUACUUCAACUAUUCCUGCAAUUGUUGGAGGCAUAGGAGGUGUUGUUGUAACUGCUGCCAUUGUAGUGACGAUCCUUUUCUUGCUCAGAAAAAGGAAAACCCGAAAACCGGACGAGGAAUACACAGACGAUGGUGUUGGUAACGAAUAUCACACAAUCGGACCUGUUUCUGAUGAAACUCCUAAGUCGAAAACAUCACCAAGGACAUCAGGAUAUAGUCCUGCAAUGUAUGACACAGCUGCAGAUAUUGUAAGAAUCGCUGAAACUUUGGAAGCCCCAGAAGAGGAUGAACUUGAAAUAGAUUUGGACGAAGAGAGGAGAACACAGAAAAGGAAAGUUGCCAAGAAGGUUGAGGAGAACGUUUACUACAUCGGGAUACAGGAUAUCGAGAAACGGAAAGUGAAAGUGGAGGAACUGGCGGUUUUUGUGGCUGGAAAGACUCUAGCAUACUAUGAGGAGGAAUUUGAUAAAUUCUCCGACGGCCUCACAAGGAGCUGUGACGCUGCCAAACUACCUCUAAACAGGGCGAAGAACAGAUACAAGGGAUUAUAUGCAUAUGAUGAAACAAGGGUGAAAGUGACUGGUUUUGAUACGGAUUACAUCAAUGCUAACUACAUCGAUGGUUUCAGAGAGAGAAAUGCGUAUAUUGCGUCGCUUGGUCCAAUGUCAAAACAGAUGGAAGACUUUGGCAUGUUCUGGAAUAUGAUUUGGCAACAAAAGGUCGAGAAGAUCGUCAUGGUUACCAACUUGAUGGAGGAAGGGAAGGAGAAAUGCGAGCAGUACUGGCCUCGUGUUGGGACCACUAAAGACUACAGCGGGGUGAAGGUCACCUGUCAGAGCGAGGAUGAGUAUGCAGAGUUUACGAGAAGGUUGCUGCUCCUAAAUGAUGGCGAAUUUCAGAGGCAGCUGCACCACCUCCACUUCACGGCCUGGCCUGAUAGGGGAAUCCCAGAGGACGUCACAGCGCUGAUUGAGUUCCGACAUAAAGUGCUAAAUUCUACUGCUCAUCUCGACGGUCCAACGCUGGUUCAUUGCAGUGCGGGAAUCGGUCGUACAGGGACAUAUAUUGCGUUAGAUAUUCUAACAAAGGAAGGCAAUUCAAACAAGGCUGUUGAGAUUCCAGGAUGCAUCAUCAAUAUGAGACAGAACAGGCCAAACAUGGUCCAGACAGCGGAACAGUACGAGUUUCUACACCUUGCCCUGGUUCACACCCUGUCUUUUAACAGUGAGCAGAUAACAGAAAAACAGUUUCAGGACUACAUGAUCGGGACCAGCAAAGGCGAUCUUAUUAGGCAGUUUAAGAAUAUAACGGACACACCUCACGUUCAUACUGACGAUGAAAUCGUUGCUAAAGAACGAAACAAGUCUGAAAAAGGAAAGAAUAGAAUUGGGGCAGAUAUCCCAGGCUAUGAAUACCGCCCUCGACUUUAUCUGGGAAUAAGACAUGGUGAUUCAGAUUAUGUUAACGCGGUCUUUGUUCAUGCGUUUCGGGUGAAACGGAAGUACAUUGUCGCCCAGUCUCCGAUGCCAAAUACUGUACAGGAUUUCCUUACUUUGGCUUACAAAGAAAAUUGCUCAUGCAUUGUCAGCUUUGAGCAAAGUGACGGCAAAAAGGAUAUAGGUGAAUAUUAUCCAGCGGACAAUCAAGUGCUUAAGAAAGGUCAACUGUCUAUUUCAUGUGGGAAGGAAAAGGUCACGAAAGAGUACAGUAUCCAGAAAAGUGAAGGUGGAAAGAGCACAUUGCGACACUUUGAGUUUACAGACUGGAACCAGACUGGAAAUGUUCCAUGCAGCCCUGCUAAUUAUGUCGCAUUUCUGAGAGAUGUCAAAGUAGCAUCGUCCAACGGGCCUGUUCUUAUCCACUGCAGGGAUGGUGGUAAUAAGAGCGGGCUGUUCUGUGUUAUGGCAUUCCUCUUGGAGAAAAUGAUAGUAGAGCACGAGGUUAGUGUGGUAAAUGCCGUCAGGAGGGUCAAAGCCAGGAGACCCAACGCAGUGGCAAAUCAGGCACAGUUCGACUUCUGCCAUGAUUGUGUUCUAGAGUUCGUCCGUUCGUUCAAAACAUACUCCAAUUUCAGCGAAGUUAGAUAAAUUAAAUGUGGAUUGGAAAACAAUACUAAACUAUCUUGAUUAGUUAUCUUGUCGUCAAUUGUUCAUAUGUCUGUGUGUUUUUUUUAAAUUGCAUACUAUUGUGUAAAGUUCGUGGCACUUCAAUUUAAGCGGUUCCUACAAUAUAAAUAUUUCAAGUUCAAACAGCCAACACAAUUGUCUUGGCUAUAUUUAGAAUAUUUAAUUCCAACAGAUAUUUGGGGUCACCGCUCCCAGUAAGCCAACAGUUAUGCUUGAACUAAAAUUAUUUUUAUUAACUCGUUACCAACUGGGACAGCUAAAAUGGUAUCUACUCAAAAUUCUGAACAUACUGUUUCAAAUCUAGUUAUAUCUACACGUAUAUUAGCUACUACUACUACUACUGCUGCUACUACUACUAGUAGUAGUAUUGCUCAUAACUACCCAGGACGUUCACAGUGUCGAAUACGCCAAGGAUUGGUUCCGCACAAAUGACAGGCUCUGGUAUUGCAAUAAGUAAUGUAAAACCGCCUAUUAACUGCCGCUUUGUUUUGCUAUUUUCUAUUGAUAACAUUUGGCUUUGUGAUGCAUUUGCUUUGAAUGAGUGUUGUACGGAAUAAAAAACCUUAAUAUUGGUUGUGUAAGAUACUUGUUAAUGCAUCAGCAUGCGGACUGUUGUGGUAUGGAUUGUAUGAAACUAAUCGAAUUGACACAUUAUGUUAGUUCAACCGACCAACGUCAUAUUCUCUUUAUAUUGUAAUUAUACAACAAAUGAAAUAGAAAGGUUACCACUCGGUCAUGGGCUCCAAACGUAAAAACUUUAAACAACUUCAGCAAAUGAAUAAUAUA